GCGUGUGCGCGGGCGAGGAUGGGCACGGGAUAGAGGCAGAGCCACCCACACCGCCGCGGCCCUGAGCUGGGGGACAGAGCCUCUGGCCCCCCUUCAAUGGUCACGGGUCGCCAGAGCUCUGGUCGCGGGGAACCCUCGCCGCCACCGCCGCUGUCCUGCGACCCCGGGCAGACCUUGGAAAUUGCAUAAGAAGAGUUGGGGUCAUCCAUUUGAAGUGAAAAGUGCCAAAGAAGGUACCGAGUGUCCUAUACAUGGGAAGGGGAGCUACCACAGGACUUUAGUCUUUAGGGUCCCAGACACACUGGAGCCCUUAACUUGUGUAGACACGUGUGGCCAUCUGCACUGUAGGAUCCUGGUUCUACCGGCUUUGGACCCUCGGGGUUUACCAUGCCGCCGCCCGCGGACAUCGUCAAGGUGGCCAUAGAAUGGCCGGGUGCCUAUCCCAAACUCAUGGAAAUCGACCAGAAAAAACCACUGUCUGCAAUAAUAAAGGAAGUCUGUGAUGGGUGGUCCCUUGCCAACCAUGAGUACUUUGCACUGCAGCAUGCCGAUAGUUCAAACUUCUACAUCACCGAAAAGAAUCGCAAUGAAAUAAAAAAUGGCACUAUCCUUCGGUUAACCACAUCUCCAGCUCAAAACGCCCAACAGCUCCACGAACGAAUUCAGUCGUCGAGUAUGGACGCCAAGCUGGAGGCCUUGAAGGACUUAGCCAGCCUCUCCCGGGAUGUCACGUUUGCCCAGGAGUUCAUAAAUCUCGAUGGCAUCUCUCUCCUCACACAGAUGGUUGAAAGUGGCACGGAACGAUACCAGAAAUUGCAGAAGAUCAUGAAGCCUUGCUUUGGAGACAUGCUGUCCUUCACCCUGACGGCCUUUGUUGAGCUGAUGGACCAUGGAAUAGUGUCCUGGGAUACGUUUUCAGUGGCAUUUAUUAAGAAGAUAGCGAGUUUUGUCAACAAGUCAGGCAUGGACAUCUCAAUCCUGCAGCGGUCCUUGGCCAUUUUGGAGUCAAUGGUGCUCAACAGCCAUGAUCUCUACCAGAAGGUGGCUCAGGAGAUCACUAUCGGCCAACUUAUUCCACAUCUUCAAGGGACAGAUCAAGAAAUCCAAACCUAUACCAUUGCAGUGAUUAAUGCACUAUUCCUGAAGGCCCCCGAUGAGAGAAGGCAGGAGAUGGCGAAUAUUUUGGCUCAGAAGCAGCUGCGUUCCAUCAUUUUAACACAUGUCAUCCGAGCUCAGAGAGCCAUCAACAAUGAAAUGGCACACCAGCUGUACGUGCUUCAGGUGCUUACCUUUAACCUUCUGGAAGACAGGAUGAUGACCAAGAUGGACCCCCAGGACCAGGCUCAGAGGGACAUCAUAUUUGAACUUCGAAGAAUCGCUUUUGAUGCAGAGUCUGAACCUAAUAACAGCAGUGGCAGCAUGGAGAAACGCAAGUCCAUGUAUACCCGGGAUUAUAAAAAACUUGGCUUCAUUAAUCAUGUCAACCCCGCCAUGGACUUCACCCAGACGCCCCCUGGGAUGUUAGCCCUGGACAACAUGCUGUACUUCGCCAAGCACCACCAGGAUGCCUACAUCCGGAUUGUGCUUGAGAAUAGUAGCCGGGAAGACAAGCAUGAGUGUCCGUUUGGCCGCAGUAGUAUAGAGCUGACCAAGAUGCUGUGUGAGAUCCUGAAAGUGGGCGAGCUGCCCAGCGAGACCUGCAACGAUUUCCACCCAAUGUUCUUCACCCACGACAGAUCCUUCGAGGAGUUUUUCUGCAUCUGCAUCCAGCUCCUGAACAAGACGUGGAAGGAAAUGAGGGCAACUUCUGAAGACUUCAACAAGGUAAUGCAGGUGGUGAAGGAGCAGGUUAUGAGAGCUCUUACAACCAAGCCUAGCUCCCUGGACCAGUUCAAGUGCAAACUGCAGAACCUGAGUUACACUGAGAUCCUGAAAAUCCGCCAGUCUGAGAGGAUGAACCAGGAAGAUUUCCAGUCUCGCCCGAUUUUGGAGCUAAAGGAGAAGAUUCAACCAGAGAUCUUGGAGCUGAUCAAACAGCAACGCCUGAACCGCCUCGUGGAAGGGACCUGCUUCAGGAAACUCAACUGCCGGCGGAGGCAAGACAAAUUUUGGUACUGUCGACUUUCACCCAACCACAAGGUCCUACACUAUGGAGACUUGGAAGAGAGUCCUCAGGGAGAAGUGCCCCACGAUUCCUUGCAGGACAAACUGCCGGUGGCAGAUAUCAAAGCUGUGGUGACGGGGAAGGACUGCCCUCAUAUGAAAGAGAAAGGUGCCCUUAAACAAAACAAGGAGGUGCUCGAACUUGCUUUCUCCAUCUUGUAUGACUCAAACUGCCAACUGAACUUCAUAGCUCCUGACAAGCAUGAGGAGACUCUGCUCAUUUAGAAGUUAUUCAGUAUCUGCUUUUCACUGGUUUAAAGCUUUUGAAUAAAAUCGUACAUCCCAAAGAGAGAGGAAAGAUUAGAUGCAAAUCCUGCAUUUAGAAUGGUGCUUAAAUGUAAUUCUGUGUUACUUGACAUUUAGUUUGCAAAAGGGUAUGACUUUGUCUUCAUCUUUCUGAAAAUAGAUACUGAGGCCUACUGCUUCUCUUUUUAAAUAAAAUUGUGGUUAUAUACAGGCAGGCCACCGUAUUAAGAAGGAGAACUCUGGAUGUUAUUUAAAUCUAGGCAAGGCUGUUUUCUCCAGUGUGCAUUAAUUCCAGAUAAGGACAAAUGUUCUCCGACUGCCAAAUUUUUAUUUGUAACUGCCACCUUUUAUUGAUACGGGGAGGUAAAAAAUGCCAUACACUUGUGAACACUUCUCAUUUCUUCAGCUCUCUUUCAUAUGUAUUACCUCGUUUUAUUUGCAUAAUCACUCAAUAAGACAGGAAGUCCUAUUACAGAUAUCUUUAUUUAUCAUAUAUGGA
Messenger RNA from Lontra canadensis (Northern American river otter), 2908 nucleotides. It is a transcript of the gene ELMO1, whose product is annotated as engulfment and cell motility 1. The record is from RefSeq and is a predicted model, not a curated record. Lineage: Eukaryota; Metazoa; Chordata; Mammalia; Carnivora; Mustelidae. Gene Ontology annotation, biological process: cell motility; actin filament organization. Bases 388 to 2388 code for a protein of 666 amino acids. The transcript has 23 exons. Gene Ontology annotation, cellular component: guanyl-nucleotide exchange factor complex; plasma membrane.